AUGCUAUGUUUGCUAUUUUACACUCUCUGUGCAGGUCGGUGCCCUCCAGGUCAAACCAUUAGAAUUCCGGAAGGAACAACUUCCAUUGCUGAUAGACAAUAUGAAUAUUGCGUCACUGUUGAUACUCUUAUAAUGCCUGAUACUGUGACAUCGAUAGGAGCAUUAGCAUUUGAUACCAAUCCUAUUAAAAAAGUUACUCUUUCAAAAAAUUUAAUCUCAAUCGGAUAUGCUGCAUUUCGUAAUGCAGGUUUUGAAGAGAUUGUGAUUCCAGAUGGGGUUACAGUACUAAAUCAAGAGACUUUUUAUGGAUGUUCGAGUCUAAAAAAGGUCACUCUUCCAAAAAAUUUGAAGUCAAUUCAUACUAGAUGCUUCGGCAAAACAAUUGUCGAAGAAUUAGUUUUUCCAUAUGGCCUUCAAUACAUUGGUUACGAAAUAACUGAGGAAAACCGCUGUCUCAAGCGAGUCGUUAUUCCAGAUUCUUGUACUUCAAUAAUCUUUUAUGCAUUUGCCGGAUGCUCUGGACUUCAAGAAAUUAUUCUUCCAAAAGGUAUUAAAGCGUUAAAUGAAUCCCUUUUUUCAGGCACAGCGUUAAGAAAUUGCACUAUUCCAGAUACAGUUGAAAUAAUUGGACCAUCAUGUUUUAGUCGAACCGAUUUAAAAACAAUAUCAAUUCCACCAAAGGUAAUUCAAAUAGGUAAAAAUGCAUUUUAUAAGUGCUGGGCUUUGGAAUCCAUUACAUUUGAAGGCAAUAAUUUGAAAGAAAUUGGCCAGUUGGCAUUUUCUCAUUGCGGGAGAUUAAAAAGGCUCACUUUUCCAAGUUCAUUAGUUAAUGUCUCGAUGGAUGUAUGUGAAGAAUGCAAUGUAUUAAGGACAGUAGUGAUCCAAUGUGAUUUAAAGGCUUUUGUGUAUUAUGGUGACACGCUUUCUUACGGUCAUUUCACUGAAUUGAAAACAUUGGUUUAUGAAUCAAAUACACCAAUACCAGAAAGAAAUAAUUUCUCAAUUUUCAGAAUCCAAACACUUAUUAUUAACAAUAGUAAUCUCGAAUCCAUGGGAGAUAUUCCUGAUGCAUAUAGAUUAUCUACAAUUGUUAUUGUUGAUCCUUCAUCAAAGUUUACAUUUUCUCCAAGUCUACGUAAAGAUAUAACUUUAAAUAUAUCAAUAUCUAGAUCAAUCAAAGGCUUCACAGAGAAUGUUUUCGAGAAUGUAUCAAUUGACACAUUUAUAUAUUGUGGUAAAUCAAUAUCCGAUAAUUCUUUCCUUAAAAACUCUAAAGGAUUCAAAAAAGUAAUUACAUCAAGCGCAUUUAGAGGUGAGACUAUAGGUGGUGUCAAGAUCAGCGAAAAAACAGAUCAAUGCACUCAGCUGAUUCCAUUCGAAGUUAAAUAUCAGGAAGAAUCUGGAAGUGAAGAACCAGAAAAAACCAACGAACCAGAGAAAUCAUCACCUGCUACUGCUAGCAGUAAUAAUAACAACCAAGACAACAGUGGUGGCAACAAUGAAGAAAACGAUUCUAGUAAAGAUGGCAAAGGGAAAGGUAAAGGCGGAAAAAUUGCUGGAGGUAUAAUUGGAGCAAUUCUUAUUCUGGCAGCCAUUGCAGUCAUUGCUUUCUUCAUUUACAAAUAUAAAAUACACAAAUCCGAAAACGAUUCAGAAGAACAACACGUUGAAUUAUCAUUAGUUUAA
Messenger RNA from Trichomonas vaginalis G3, 1686 nucleotides. Its product is annotated as ribonuclease inhibitor domain-containing protein. The transcript has a single exon. Bases 1 to 1686 code for a protein of 561 amino acids. The record is from RefSeq and is a predicted model, not a curated record. Lineage: Eukaryota; Parabasalia; Trichomonadida; Trichomonadidae.